GCGAUGGAGAGAAUGAAACGUUAAAAUGGCUACCUUUGUCCGUGUCGACCGCCUUACAAUUAUUAUUGUAUGCCACGACAGGAACUGAAUUAUACUGAUAUCGUUUUUAUUAUUGUUGAGAUUUUAUUUUGAAUUCUCUCCUAUCGCGGAUUUACGGAGGCAAUCCCAUUUACCCAUUGCCUAGUCACGUCGUCUAUAAUAUCGUUAGUCGUUAUACAGGCGGUCGGCGUCCAAAAUUCCAAAUAUCCAAAAUAAAAAUAUAAAAUAUCCAAUCGCGAGUAACGACAACGCCGAUUGUGUACUGUGCCAUUGGAUUUCAUCCAUUUGUUGGUCCACUGAGACAAGUAUGAGUUCCAUUUCCAACGUCGAAAACCUGUCACCGCAGACUAUCCGCAGGCUAGUACGAGAACAAGAAGAACUGAUAAAAGACCCUCCAGAAGGCAUACGAAUUGUCGUCAACGAUUCUGAUGUCACUGACAUCCAAGCAUUCAUCGACGGUCCUGCGGGUACACCGUAUGCUGGCGGGCGGUUCAAUGUAAAAUUGGUGUUGGGAAAAGACUUUCCACAUACACCACCUAAAGCAUAUUUCCUUACCAAAAUUUUCCAUCCAAACGUAGCUAGCAGUGGUGAAAUAUGUGUCAACACUUUGAAGAGGGAUUGGAAACAAGAUUUAGGAAUAAAACAUAUUCUUCUUACAAUUAAAUGUUUAUUAAUAGUACCAAAUGCAGAAUCCGCUUUAAAUGAAGAAGCUGGCAAACUUCUAUUAGAAGAAUAUGAUCAUUAUUUCCAAAGAGCGCAAAUGAUAACAGAAAUUCAUGCUCCGAUACCUAAAAGUAUGAAGAUAGGACGAGAAGAAGAUUCAAGUGAUGGUCCAUUAGCCAAAAAACAUGCUGGUAGUAAAACAUUAGAAAAGAAAAGAAUUUCUAAAGAUAAAAGGAAAACAUUGAAAAGACUUUAGAUUAUGAAUAUUUAAACUUGUAUUAUAUUAUAUUGGAUGAACCUCAAUCGAACGUCGUCAUUAUAUUUUAUAGCUCCUUGAAACCCUACUAAAAAAAUAGAUUUUUCCAAUUCCUGUAUUUUUUUGUUCGGUUGCUGUGUAAUAAAAUUAAGAUUCAAUUAUUUUGUGAAUUCAAACAAGUGUUAAGCUAAUUCAAAAUUUGUAACCUGUAUGUAUAUAAAAUAUUUAAUAGAUAAUUUAUUAUAAUAUAAAAUGUUCUAAAAAGUGA
This is a messenger RNA of Metopolophium dirhodum (rose-grain aphid), 1226 nucleotides long. RefSeq names its product ubiquitin-conjugating enzyme E2 S. Bases 347 to 958 code for a protein of 203 amino acids. The record is from RefSeq and is a predicted model, not a curated record. NCBI's taxonomy places the organism in Eukaryota, Metazoa, Arthropoda, Insecta, Hemiptera, Aphididae. The transcript is spliced from 5 exons.